UUUCGAUUUCACCCAAUCCAUCACGACACCGCAGAAACGAACGCAAGUCAUCGAUGUUGCCCAUAAACAUUCAACCACCGUGCUCGCUUGAUCUGAUAAGAUGGCUAGGCCACUAAAGCGAAAGGCUGAUCACCAGUUGACGCGAUCGACAGCAGAAGAGCCCGAUCAAGAAAGCAAUACUAUGUACCCAUUCCAGGCGACGCUGUCCCUUGUCUCCAAUAUUUGCCGCAGCAUCUACAAUCCGGUCUACAACUACUUCUUCACAACACCAGCAGAAAUGGCGCCAGUGAGCCCCGCAGAGUGUUCAGAGGACCCUAUGAAAAUGAAAUAUGAGAGCGCGACUCUCCCAGUCACCGAGAAGCGCCAGCGACGGUCGAAGCUUCCAAGAUCGAAGUCUGUGGUCGAUGAAUAUCGAAGAGCAGUACGAGGCGCAGCAGAUGUCACACAUUGCAAAGAUGAUGAAGAGGCUCGCAAACAUCUCGAUAAGUUCUGGGAGCCACCUGAGCUGGGCUAUUCGAAACCGAAACCAAAACCAUAUAAAGCUACCAAGCCGCCACCUACUCCGGAUUCUUUGCCACAAGGUCGGGGCCCAGAAAGAAGACACUCUGAUUCAUCUUUCUCACCAGGGGCUUCAACGAACUCACACGUAUCACCAGACACUAGGUCAAAGUCGAAAGGUUUCAUCUCAUCGUGGGGUCAUGCACCAGCUACACCAGAGUCGUUACCUCAAGAUGAUAUGCCCUCGACUGCUGCGAAGGGAGGUUUGGUUGAAGCUUUGGAGAGCCUGUUUCUCGGGAAAGGCCUUGACUUUGGUCCUAAGCCUUCGGAACGCAAACUGGCAGAACUUGCAGAGGGGCAACGGAUACGAGAACUUAAAGCAGAGGAAGAGAGAACAGCACGACAGCGUGAGAAAAUAAGGCGUGUCAUACAGGAUGCGAAGCACCGUCGACUCGCCCGCCAGUUUCCCUCAAAGGCCUUGGUCGAACCUCUGGUCACAAAGUGGGAUACUAUUGUCAGUAACGCCCAGUACGGUCAUCACGACAAAACCAUUACCACAUCUCUCGAGGGCACUGAACUGCGCUCAAAAGACUUCAAUACCUUGUUAGGCCAGCGUUCUUGGUUGAAUGAUGAGAUCAUUAAUACUUAUAUCGAGUGGAUUGUUGUUGCAGCUAAUGAAGCAGCUUCUGCAGAGGCAAAGGCAUUUGGAGAGACGCCAAGCCCAGUCCCCAAGUUCAUUGCGCACAACAGCUUCUUCUACGUGAACUUGAGGAAUAAAGGCCCAUCGAGCACUGAUAGACUGAUGAAGAGGAAGAAAGCCCCCGGCGCCUCUCUCAUGGAGGUGGAUACAGUUUUCGUUCCCAUAUGUCAAGGUGCUCAUUGGACUAUUGGAGUAGUUCGCCCAGUGGCAAAGACAAUUGAAUACUUUGAUAGUAUGGGAGGUUCUCCGGCAGAAUUCAUCCGUCAGAUGCGGGGAUGGCUGAAGCAUCAGCUCGGGUCAAAAUACAGAGAAGAGGAAUGGACGACUCCGAACACUAAGUGCGCAGUACAAACGAAUGGGUAUGAUUGUGGGGUGUUCGUGUGUACGAAUGCAUUUUGUGUUGCUUCCGGAAUCGAUACUUCCUGUUACAAACAAGAGGAUAUGACGCCGCAAAGGAGGUGCAUUGCGGCAAUUCUUAUCAACAGAGGAUUCAAAGAAGAUUUUCAGUGGGGACGACAAGGUCUACUGCCAAUUCCUGAGUAUCUCGAUUGGGGGGAAGGAGGAAUUGUGGAAGCGCUUGAGAAACUUUCUCAUUGUGGUCAAGACCACUUGAACUCUUUCAAAUGUGGCACUGGGGUUCAGCUUAGACAUGAAUCACGUCACGCCGGUCUACAAUCGGUGGGUUAGAGGCUUUGCAUUUAUGGCGUUUUGGUGGGAAGGAAGGCUGCACAAAGAUACCCAUCUGUUUACAUAUGCAAAGGCGCAAGCAUUAUUGGCUGGGACUUUGUCAAGGCGUUGAGAACCUGAGAAAGCGAGUUCGCUAUGAUGUGUAUUAUCAAAUGCAG
Molecule: messenger RNA, 2043 nt
Organism: Mollisia scopiformis
Lineage: Eukaryota; Fungi; Ascomycota; Leotiomycetes; Helotiales; Mollisiaceae
Product: cysteine proteinase
Exons: 3
Coding region: 101-1885 (594 amino acids)
Biological process (GO): proteolysis
Molecular function (GO): deNEDDylase activity; cysteine-type peptidase activity
Source: RefSeq, a predicted model, not a curated record